Hevea brasiliensis (rubber tree) is the source of this 1925-nucleotide messenger RNA. RefSeq names its product protein NRT1/ PTR FAMILY 8.2-like. The coding region runs from base 1 to 1821 and encodes 606 amino acids. Gene Ontology annotation, biological process: transmembrane transport. The transcript is spliced from 5 exons. Gene Ontology annotation, cellular component: membrane. Gene Ontology annotation, molecular function: transmembrane transporter activity. NCBI's taxonomy places the organism in Eukaryota, Viridiplantae, Streptophyta, Magnoliopsida, Malpighiales, Euphorbiaceae. The record is from RefSeq and is a predicted model, not a curated record.
AUGGAGAAUUUUGCAGCAAAGGAUCAACCAAGAGAGAAGGUUAAAUUAUAUUUGGUAAAGAAUUUGCAGGAAGAAACACUAUCAAAGACAUUGGUAAGCAAUGAUUGUGUUGAUUUUCGAGGCAGAAUUGCAGACAAGCGAACUACAGGAGGAUGGAAAGCCUCUCCAUUUAUCAUAGCAAAUGAGGUGGCAGAAAGGUUGGCAUUUUUUGCAAUAGCGGUGAACAUGGUGGAAUACUUGGUGUUAGAAAUGCGACAGUCGCUUCCUGUUGCUGCUACUCAUGUGACGGAUUGGAUUGGAGCCGCCUAUGUUCUUACUAUUUUUGGUGCAUUUUUAGCCGAUGCUUAUCUCGGCCGAUUCAAGACCAUCAUUGUCUUCUGCAGCAUCUACGCUUUGGGGAUGGUAUUAUUGACAAUCUCGGCCUCCAUAGACAGCCUCCGUCCGCCACCAUGCAAGGCGGUACCAUGCGAAAAAGCAACCGAUGGCCAAAACGUAUUCCUAUUCUUUGCGUUAGCCCUCAUAGCCCUUGGUACCGGUGGUAUCAAGCCGUGCGUCUCAUCAUUUGGGGCCGACCAAUUCGACGAGGAGGACGAGAAAGAGAUGACCAAGAAAUUUGCUUUCUUCAAUUGGUUCUUCUUUGCAAUAAACACAGGAGCACUCUUGGCUGUAACAGUCGUGGUGUAUAUAAAAGAAGAGAUGGGAUGGACCUGGGGCUUUGGGGUGCCUACUGUGAUCAUGAUUGUUUCAGUCAUUAUUUUAGCAGCUGCUAUACGUUACUAUCGUUUCCAAAAGCCUACGGGGAGCCCUUUCACCAGGUUUCUUCAAGUCAUGGUGGCUUCUGCAAGGAAUCAUUUGAGAGGGGUUAACUUGGGAAGAGAAGUCCAGCUUUAUGAGGUCAAUACUGAGGAGUCUGAUAUCAAAGGUGCCCGAAAGCUCCCACACACCAGUCAAUUUAUGUUCUUGGACAAGGCUGCAGUUGCAACAGACCCAGAAGCCAACACAAAAAAUCGAUGGAAACUCUGCACAGUAACACAAGUAGAAGAAUUUAAGUCCCUAAUCAGAGUCCUUCCCAUAUGGGCAUCCACAAUUACUCUGUCCAUCUCCUUUGCCCAACUCGCAACCUUCUUCAUCAGCCAAGCCUCCAUCAUGGACCGGAAACUCUCCUCCAACUUCACUAUCCCUGUAGGUUCCGUCAACGUUUUCAGUGCCAUCAAUGCUGUCAUUCUCGUACCCAUCCAUGAAAAAUUAAUCGUCCCAAUCCUCUCUAAACACACGGGCCAUCGCCAUGGCAUCACAUCAUUGCAACGGAUGGGUGUGGGCUUAUUUGUUUCAGUCUUUGCCCUCACCUCAGCUGCUUUGGUGGAGAAAAAGAGACGUGACAGCUCUAGCCCAUCAGAUAUGAGCGUGUUCUGGUUAUUUCCACAAUACUUUUUAGUAGGGGCAGCUGAAGUUUUCACCUAUGUGGGGCAGCUGCAAUUUUUCUACGAUGAAGCAACUGACGGGACUAGAAGUAUCAGUAGCGCAUUGUUUCUUUCUGAGAUUGGGAUUGGAAGUUGGUUAAGUACUGCAAUUGUUAAGAUUGUUGAAAGAACAACUGGUGGAGAAGAAAAUGGAUGGCUAAGGAAUGAUCUUAACAAAAGCAGACUUGAUUAUUUCUACUGGAUAUUGACAGCCCUUAAUGGGUUUAAUUUCUUGGUCUUUUUGCGGGUUGCUUGGUGUUAUGAGAGUAGGAACAGCGCGACUGUGAGCACGAGAUAUGAUAAUGGAUCAGUAAAAUGGGAGGAUGACAAAUGGAAAUUCAAAGCGCAGCCCUCUAAUUAAAUUGGCUUUUCCUUUAUAUGAUUAUUCGAUUUAUCUUCCAUGACCAUAAAGCUUCUUAUGCGUAUGAUAUUUUAUUUAUAAUAUGGAAUAUUGUUUUAAUUGAA